GUGAUGUGUUAGUUAUGAAUUAAUCUAGUUGCAAUAUGUUUACACAAUCAUGCAUGUUAUAAUAACUAUUUCAUAAGUUCAAGUAUUUUUGAAGAAAUAUGAUCAUGUAAGAAGACCAACAAAAUAGGUUUCAUAAUUUUGGAUUAGCAAAUAAUUAACUAUACAUUUAACUAGGUUUAGCAAAAUACAUUUUCUCACAGAAAAUACUUUUAUCAAGCAGAUCAUGUUACACGGAAACAAAUAAUUUGUUUCACUUAAUUUGAAGCUCAGAUGAAUUAGUUAUCAAUUUACAAGAUUGAGUUUUUUUUGUUUUUCUUAACUUAAGCGGUUUUCGAUGUAAUUCGAGCAGUUUUGGAAAUGCGAUCAAUUUUUGGUACAAUUCGUCGAUUCGGUUUAUUUUUGCUUUUGAUUUACAAAUUUAAGCGAAUUCUCAUCAAAUUUUGAGCGAUUUUCAAAAUAUUUACAAUUUUGAAAAACCACCGUCCAACAAUUUCUGAACUUCAAACGGUUUUGUGAAGCUACCAUGGCCAGCAUCGAGAACACAUGGUCCUCUUGGUCUAGUACCUAGCCGUCGUCGACAAGCUAUGUAUCGUCGUUGGUACAUUUGCACAUCUUCUUUCCCUUUCUCCCCUCUUCAUCUUCGAUUCCACCUACGAAAAGUCCAAAAGCCAAAUUAGGCCACUGCUGUCCCUGCUUGGGCCGCCGCUAGCUAACCUCACUCAGGCCGCUGUCACCUAAAUCUGCUCUAGCCGUGACUGGAUCUGCUCGGGCCUCCAUCGCCCGUGCUCGGGGUCGACACCGUCGUGCAGAUCACCGUGACCCUGCCCCUGCUCGUGCCGUCGUCGCUUAAGCUCGCCGCGUGCGCGUACUCCGUUACCCACCUCUGCUUGUCAAGCUCCGACUAGAUCUUCAUCAUUUCGUAGAGACGUGGCAUGUCUGCGCCGUCCUCUGCCGGCCUCAUCUCCUAGCAAGAUCGCGCCGACCCCAUCUAUGCCAUCCUGCCAUGCCGCCUCCAGUGUCUGGAGGUGGCUGCACCAACGGAUUUACUUUGCUACUACUGGCUACUGCUCAGUUAUUGUUGGGAUGUUGCUGCUGUCACGAGAGAGGGGAACAAGAGAAUAUGCUAGGUUAAAGAUGAGGGUAUUUAUGUUUACUAAAGGCAUAUUUUAAUAGCACCGGCGUGAUUUUGACUUUUGUAACGAUAUUUUUUAAAACAUACAAAAUUGUAAACUUGUAAGGAGAUAAAUGUAAUGAACCCAUUUGUUAACGUCACGACAGUCUACAGAUAAAACCGAAUCGAAUCGAUCGAAAAGAGAAGCCAAAAUAUUCAAGAAAAGAGAAGCCAAAAUAUUCAAGAAAUCGAAUCAUCGAUGGAGACGACGGCGUCCGCCGCCUGCGAGAUCGCGCGCCUGCCGGAGGAGCUCCUCUCGUCAGCGAUCUCCCGCACCGCACCGCAGGACGCAUGCCGCGCCGCCGCGGUCUCCCCGGCCUUCCGCUCCGCGGCCGACUCCAACGCCGUCUGGUCAAGCUUCCUGCCACGCGACCUCCCGCCGCUCGCCGACGGGGAGCUCGUCCCCGCUCCGCCGUCUAAGAAGGCGCUGUUCAUGCGCCUCUCCGACCGCCCCGUCCUCCUCGCAGACGGCCUCACGAGCAUGUGGUUGGACAGGGAGACCGGCGCCAAGUGCUACAUGCUGUCGGCAAGGGCGCUGUGCAUCAUCUGGGGCCAUACGCCACAGUACUGGCGCUGGAUCCCUCUCACCGACUCAAGGUUCUCGGAAGGUGCUGAACUCCUGGAUGUUUGCUGGUUGGAAAUUCGUGGCAAGAUACAUAGCAAGAUGCUCUCGGAAAACACAACUUAUAGUGCUUUAAUCGUUUUCAAGAUAGCUGAUGAAUCAUAUGGACUCGAUUUUCCUGACCAGGAGACAUCAGUUAGCAUCGGAGAAAGUAUAAUAACCCACCAAGUUUGCCUCCACAGCUAUGGGAAUGAGGAAGAGGAAGUACCUCAGAAUUAUCGGUCUAUUAUGAUACCAGCCAUCAGAACAAGGUUUAGGAGAAGAAACCGUCGUGUAUCUCCUCCUGGAGCCAAUGUACUGUUCCCUCAGAAAAGGGUUGACAAUUGGAUGGAGCUGGAGAUGGGUGAGUUUUACAACGAGGAAGGUGAUAAUGGUGAGGUGUCCAUUAGCCUCAUGGAGACAAAAGGAGGCCAUUGGAAGAGAGGUCUUAUUGUGCAGGGUAUUGAAAUUCGAGCUAAGAAAUAAGGCUAGGGAGGUUCUGUAAAAUGCACUUCGCAUAUCAGCGGAAAUAAAUAAGGAAACCAUAUGUGUAAUGUGUGUUUCUCUGGACUAGCAUCGUUUGCCCAUGCUGGAAAUAAAUAAGGAAACCAUAUGUGUAAUGUGUGUUUCUCUGGACUAGCAUCGUUUGCCCAUGCUCUUCAAAACUACAUUCUGGAUGUG
Molecule: messenger RNA, 2453 nt
Organism: Phragmites australis (common reed)
Lineage: Eukaryota; Viridiplantae; Streptophyta; Magnoliopsida; Poales; Poaceae
Product: putative F-box protein PP2-B12
Exons: 3
Coding region: 1371-2258 (295 amino acids)
Molecular function (GO): protein binding
Source: RefSeq, a predicted model, not a curated record